AUGUCGAAGCCAAGUUUCACGUCAGCCACCUCCGCUGGAUCGUCCUCGGGCGGCUACAUCCCGGCCUCCCCCUUGCCGCCGCUUAUCCCCCUGUCAGUGGCCGCUGGCGCCCGGGACCUGGACAACGGCUCACCCCCCAGCAGUCCGGAGCAUUACCGAUCCUCGUCGGACUCCUCGCACUCGUGGGGCGAGCAGGCACAUGAUCCGCGCUUCGACCUAGCCUCGGCCCCGGCCAGCCAGCAGCAGCAGCAGCAGCAACAGCAGCUGGAGGCCUCCUUCGCCGCGUCGGCCAGCGCCUUCCUCCCGGCCAUGUCCUCCCGGUCCAUCAGCGGCUCGCUCGGGGCGGACACCUCAUCCCAGGCGGCCGAAACAUCCACCUCCCAGGCGGCUGCCGCCCCGCCGCCCCUCGCGCCCGGCGACGCUGGCCCCCUGAACAAGCUUCCCCCUGCCCACCUGGAGGACCUGAUUGUCGCACACUCGGCCGAGGAUCCCCUCCUGGUGGAGGCGCUUGAAUUCCACCGGUCUCCCUCGUCCUUCGCUCCCGUCCAUGUGGAGGACAUUAUCUCGCAGCUCCUGCGGCGCGUCAUGAAGGACCCUGUCCCGACAAAUGUUGCUCCUUCCUUCCCUGCGUCACCCCUGCAAGGCUUCCGCCUGCUAUGUGAGGACGAGAUUGUCAACCUCCUGGCGCAUCCGGUCCCGCCGGAGGACAAGCUCCAUCCUUACAAGGACUUCUUCAGGCAGAUUGGUUCCACGGUCGCCCCGCCACAGCCCCCCGGCUACCAGCCCUCCCCACAUGAGGCGGCUCUGCGGCUGAUCGGCAUCAACACCAUUAUCGACUCGCUCCAGCGUGGCGGGGACUUGCGUUUCAUUGGCGAGUGCAUUGGCCAUCGGCAUCCCUUCUUCAUCCACUUGAUGAAUUGCUUCCUCCAGCGCUUUGACUUCUUUGGGCUUGGCAUCGUCGAGGCUCUGAGCAGCCCGGAAAUCCGAGCGCCCCAGAACAUGCUGCCCCGGGCCAGGGCAUGUAUGCACUUCUUGGCGAGCUUUGUCCUGCCAUCGGAGUCGCAGCAAAUCGAUCGUGUGGUGGCCGCUUUCGCCUACCGCCACUGGCAAACGUCGCCCCUGUGCUUCGCCGAUCCGGACGCCGCACACAUCCUGGCCUUCGCCAUUGUCCUCCUGCACACGGACCUGCACAAGGCCAGCAGUCAGGCGGCCGGGUCCGGGGGGGCUGGCUCUGGCGGGCAGUCAUCUGGCAGCUCGGGCCCCCCGAUGCCGCGCAUGCGCCGGUCCGAAUUCCGGCGGAAUUGCCGCGAUGUGGGCGGCGGCGCUCGCGGCGGUGUCGGUCGUCGUGUCCUCAACGAAAUCUACGAGAACAUCCGCCUGACGCCCCUACGCUUCCCGGGAUCGGCCACCGCGCCUGGGGCCGCCGCCGCUGCUCCUGCUGCUGCUGCUACUGCCACCGCCGCCGCCGCCGCCGCCGCCGCCACCACUCCGGGCCCCGGCAGCAGCCAGCCCCCGCCCCCGGCGCACGCGCCUGCUCAGCAGCCUCACUCCCAGCAUGACCCUUCGGUGCUUCGGCACUCGUCGGCCUCGUCGGCGGCCCCCUCGAUGCCCACCUCCAGCAGCUCGUCCAUGGUGUCCAUCUCCACCAUGGCCAACUCCUCGCCCUCCUCCUCGCCGCCUCUGUCCGGGUCGUCCUCCUGCACACUUCCCCUGACGGCCGGCAUGGCGCCGCCGGUUGGCACUCUGGCCGCGGAUCCGGCCAUUCCCACCGCCGGCACGCCGGUCCAGUCGGGCGGCCCGAGCACGGUGCCCCCGUCGAUGGCGGCACUGACCAAAAGCCGGCCCAGCUCCUUCACCGGGAGGCUGUUUGGCGGUGGGCAGCGCACCCGGUCACAAACCUUCAGCUCGGAUGCCACCAUCGCCACCGCGGUCACCACUCCGGCCACUCCGUCGGCCGGGGAGCCGCCAUCUCCCUUGGAUGCCCCUGUCUCGGAUCUGCCGGCUGCCUUGGCGGAUUUGCAAUCCGCCGAUACCCCGGCUGCCCUGGCCGCGGCCACCGCCUCGGGUGGGACCAUCCGGCGUCGCCGGUCUCUUGUUCGAACCAUCCGGGAUUUGACCUCCUCCUCGUCGUCCUCCUCCUCGGUGGCAUCUUCCUCGGCCACCGAUCCGGCCGAUGUGCUGACCACCUCGGUAGAUCUGACCGCCACAUGCGACUCGACCCCCUCGCCGGUGGUCAGCCCGACCACCGACGAGGAGCCAACCUCCCUUGUCAUGUCCUCUCGGCCGGUUCGGCCUCGGCCCCUUUCCAUGUCGAUUCCCCCCUCGCCGCAUGUCCUGCUCAGCGAGCCCGGCAAUUGCCCAGCCGUGACAGCCCUGCCACCGAGCACCGACGCCUAUCUCAAAAAUGUCCCCGCCCCGAGCAGUGUCUACCAGAACUUCGAUGACCCCAUCCUCAGCCAGCCGGUACACGUGAAGCAUGAGCUGGAUGAGGAUGGCCAGAAGCGCCGGCGCGGUGCUGGCGGUGGCCGGUCCUGGACGCGCAUGGUUCCGCGCCUGGUUGAUGGGUAUUUGGUCCUGCUCGACCCGAAGUUCGUGGCUGCAAGCGUGGGCCAAUUGCCGGCCCCGGCGUCCGCUGGGCCGGAUCACAUCCGGUACACGGUCCCUGUGGCCCUGGAGCCGGAUAGUGAGCGCGAGCUGGCCGAGCAGCUGGCCAUCAUGACCAUCGGCCUGGCCGAGUCGGCGACCAGCUUGCACCAGCUCAUCACCUCGUCGUAUGUGGAUCCGGCGCCGUCGGUGUCGAAGCCUCCGCAUCCCGCGGACCGGGCACGUUCCCAUGAGUCCCUUCUGUCUGGCGGCAGUGCCGGUGCCGGUGCCGGCGUCGGAAGUGGCUCGGCCCCGGCCGCUGGCGAGGGGAAGAGCAGCCCUGCCCCUUCAAUUGGGGCUUCCUCUGCGGGGCCGGCAUCGCCGAACUUGGCCCGGCGCCUGUCUGACUCGGCCACCACCGGGGCGGCGGCUGGCGGAGCUCCUGCCGCCGUUGGGGGCACCAUCCCCCCGGCCACUGGUGGAUUGGGCGGCCCUACUUCGCGCGGGCUCAGCACAUCAGCCAACAACCUCGGCCCGGCCGGCAACACCGUUCAGCAGCGCUCCUCCUUCCUCACCUCACAGGCGAUCUCCUCCUCUCAUCUGAGCCUGUCGGAGGCCGACGGUGCGGCUUCGACCGGGUCGGCCCUGCCCCAGCUGACUGGGCAAAUCCUGCUGGAGGCCGGGGUGCCCUUGGAGCCGCCGGUCAUGCCGGCUGGCUCGGUCAACACGCUCCUCAGCCCGCUGCCCAUCAUCCAGGCGUUCUCCCUGGGUGAGGCCAUUUGUCUGGUCGGGUCCGAGGCCUCGGUGGUCCGGUCGCACGCCAAGCGCGCGCAUGUGGUUCGCCUGCGGGCCGCGCGUGGUGUUGAGAUCCUGCUGGAUGUCGGUGAUGAGGCGGCCUGCCAACUCUGGGUCCGUGCACUGAACCGUGUGGCCCUUCAUGUGACAAGCCUUGCCUGUCUCCUGGGGCAUGUUUCAACGGGGACCUAUGCCUCAGUGUGCCCGUCAAGCGCUGGCGCCUCGGCCUUCCUGUUGAACAGCUUCUCGCAUGCUCUUCUGUCCGGCUACCUGUCACAGAAGUCCAUGGGAAGUCUCAGCCGCUCGAAGCCGAAUCAAAAGCUGGCGGCCUCUGUCAAGCGGUACUCACGGUCUUCGGUCCUGCUGCAGAGCCACCUGGCCACCGCGCCGACCAUUCAGAUGCGCCUCUCGGCCAUCUUCCGUCGAAUCAUUGCCCUGGCGCCGACGCAUUCUCAGGCGGUUGUCACGUACCGCCUAUCGCUGCUAAGCGAGUCGGCCGUCCUGGCUCCCGGUGGAGAUGCCGGCAUGUCAACCGCCGACGGUCUGGCUGCCGAUGAGGCUGACGGUGAUGCCGAGCACCGGCGCCUCCGCACAUACCUGCGUGUGGGUCCCGAGUCCGCCGGCGGCGGCAUUCAUGGCGUUAUCACCCAUGCGGCCAUCGAGUAUGGCCUGCACGUUGCCGCCGGCGCUGGGGCUCUGGUUCUGUCGAAGUAA
This is a messenger RNA of Fonticula alba, 4092 nucleotides long. RefSeq lists its product as hypothetical. The transcript is spliced from 8 exons. Gene Ontology annotation, biological process: regulation of ARF protein signal transduction. Gene Ontology annotation, molecular function: guanyl-nucleotide exchange factor activity. The coding region runs from base 1 to 4092 and encodes 1363 amino acids. NCBI's taxonomy places the organism in Eukaryota, Rotosphaerida, Fonticulaceae. The record is from RefSeq and is a predicted model, not a curated record.